GAAGCAGUAGCUUAGAAGCCCCUCACCGACUGAGUUGCCUGCUAUUUGUCGCCAUGAACACGUCGACCACAAGCGCCAUCGGAUGGUUAAUAUUCAUCCCACUGAUCCUGAUGCAGCAGGACCCUCAAACGGCAAACUGGUCGGCUCAAAUCGCCCUGGAGCUUCAGGAGCAGCCGGACAAGUUGGCCUAUUGCCGUUCCCUUCAGCAACAGAAUCUGCGCAUCCCGCUCCAAAUCACUGGAUGUGCCCCCAUUCUGAGUAACCAGCUUGCCGUGACAGGUGAAAUGCUACUCGAGAUUCAAAAGCGCUGCUGGGCCGGAUGGGGACUCCUGGCAGGACGAUGCCGCAAGUUGGCCUAGACUUUAAGGUGCUCAAGAGGUGGUGAUUCGAUAUCCCAAACCUUGAAACUGACUGAAAUAAAGAACACAAUGGCAGGCGGCAUAUGUAUAUUGUA
Messenger RNA from Drosophila yakuba, 454 nucleotides. RefSeq lists its product as uncharacterized. The record is from RefSeq and is a predicted model, not a curated record. Bases 54 to 359 code for a protein of 101 amino acids. The transcript has a single exon. NCBI's taxonomy places the organism in Eukaryota, Metazoa, Arthropoda, Insecta, Diptera, Drosophilidae.